AUGUUACUAAAUAAAAAAUUGGAAAUUUUAUAAAAGUAAAAAAAGUUUAUCCGUCUGAAAUUGCCUAAUCGUUUUUGUCUUAUUUAUUAAUGUACAUUAGCAGCUAGAGAGGCUUUGAUUAAUUUCUUGGCAACACUGAAUACUACGCAAAAGACAGACAUCUGCAAUGAAUUUAACCUGAAAACUUCAGGUAAACAGAAAAAAUAAGAAACGUCAAUCGUCAAACAACAAAAGUCCAACAAUUAUCAGAAAGAUGAUAAUAUUUAUGAAGCAUUAAUUUAUCGUACAAAUAAUCAUUUCCGAAAUAUUUUUGUACAAAGAAAUCAAAGAAAUAGUGCAAUUAUCAAGAAUGAUGAGUCAUGCAAGCAAAAACUAAAAUGUUAUAAAAACGCAACUUCUUAAAUCAACAAUAUUUUUCUCAGAAAGAUUUACAAAUCGUAUUGCGCUAAAAGUAUGUGCCUUAAUUUUAGUAUUACUACAGUUUAGACUAAGCAAGAACAUGGAUGAACGUAGAGUUGCUGACUAUUUCGUUGUCGCUGGAUUGCCUGAUGAUCCCGAGCCACUUGAUGAAACAACCUUGUCCGAAGGGGGCAAUCUAAAGGCCAGCCAUGGCCAGCCGCCCAUUACUGAUAUAAGUGUGAUUUUUCCUAGUUUAAAUGAAGUGAAGCCAGACGAUUAUGAAGUUAUUACCAAAACACCGACUGGUUUGAAUGCAGAUCUUAACCACGGCAGUUUAAGGACUACAGAAUGUUAUCUGUGUAUCCGAAGGGGAAGGGACAAGCCACCCUUAGUAGAUAUAGGUGUUAUGUAUGAAGGCAAAGAAUACCUUAUGGCAGAUGCCGAAGUGGUAAAAGAAAGCGUGGGAGGCAACGUAGCUAACGUAAAUAACUCGACAUCUCAAACAUUUAUAACGUACCGAAGGGGUGUACCUACAAUGCCAUGCAAUGCCCUUGUCGUCACAGACAUCUGCGUUGUCAUUGCAAGCAAAGGAGAAUCUCCUCCCCACGCUUUCUGCUGUAUAAACAAGAACCUCAACAAAGGGAUCGUCGGCAGCGACGUCUUUCUGUGUUACAAGAAAUCGAUGAAUAGGGCUAAGUUGUUGACUUACAAACCUGCUGUUCUGUCGAGGUAUCCCAUGGUGGAUUUACCGAACUUUCCUUUUCCGAACUCUGUGCCUUUAUUCUGUCUACCGAUGGGUGCAACUUUAGAACUCUGGCCGGUGGAGGCUACCCAACCAAAACCAGUAUUCAGUACUUUCGUUCUCACAGUUUCCGAUGCAAAACACAAAGUGUAUGGUUCCGCUGUGACAUUCUAUGAGAAAUUCUCUGCAGAUUAUUUAACCGAGGAACAAAAAGGAUUGUUGGAAUACUCGGAUGAUUCAAAGUUUGCCUUGAAUGUUAAUAAAAGCAUAUGCAUAUUAUCGCACUGGCCGUUUUCAGAGGAUUUUGAAAUGUGGUUGAGAUGGUUACAUGCGAUUGUGGCAAGUGGAGAACCCCAAACCAUCCCCAUCGAAAGAUACAUCACCCAACUACUAGACGAGGUGCCAUUUCCUUCCCCCAGGAUCCUUCUUCAACUCUCCAGCGACACCCACGACAGAGUCAUCCUGACGCAACCCGAGGACCUGCCCCUUCCGAGGAGCGCGGCCAGUUUCAAGCAGCUGCUGCUCAAUCUGGGUUCCGAAAACUGCCUGCAGGUGUUACUGCUGAUCCUGACAGAACAGAAAAUACUUAUACAUUCUCUGAGACCUGACACUUUGACAUCGGUAGCAGAGGCGGUUUGUACGAUGCUCUUUCCGUUCAAGUGGCAGUGCCCUUAUAUCCCGCUCUGUCCUCUCGGUCUCGUAGAGGUGUUACAUGCCCCCUUACCUUUUUUAAUCGGUGUUGAUUCGAGGUUUUUCGACCUGUACGAUCCCCCUGCUGACGUCAGUUGCAUCGACUUGGACACCAAUAUAAUAACAGUAGCGGAAACUCAACGACAGUCCCUUAAUGUUAAACUACUACCGAAACGUGCAGCGAAAACAUUAAAAUCCACAUUGGAUUACUUAUAUUAUCAGUUAAGGAAUAAUCCUGUUAAUACUCCCGAAAUUGUGGACCAGGACAACAUAGAAAUUGAGUUCCAGAGGAGAAAAAAGGAACUGGCCCAGGAACUAGAGAUUCAAGAAGCAUUCCUCAAAUUCAUGAUUCUGACUUUGAAAGGGUACAGGUCAUACCUCCUGCCCAUCACCAAAGCACCCACGGUGGGCACUACCGAUCCCCAAGCACUUUUCCAACUAGGGGAUUUCCUCAAGAGCAGGGAUAAGGCCCACACCAAGUUCUUCACCAUGAUGAUGCGGACCCAGAUGUUUAUUAGGUUUAUAGAGGAGAGGAGUUUCGUGGCGGAUGGGGACCAAGGCUUAGCGUUCUUCGACGAGUGUAUCGAGAAGAUAGGCAACGACGAAGCUCCAACCCACCGACUGAUAGAGUUAGACUCGGUACAUAAGAGUGAUAGGACUGUGUUCGUUUUGCCGCCUGAACCGUCCCCUCAAGGGGAGACAUAUGAGUAUACUCAUUUUAGUUUGAACCCUGCGUCGCUAGCGAGUUCCAGUAAGAGAAGAAAUCAUUUAUCGUCUUUAUACCCGACGGUGAUGCCUGGCUCUCCCAUGGCCAGAAGAACCAAACACGAAAUAAAAUCUGCUCAAAAACUGGCCCGCAAGUGUCUUCGUUCCCCCGAGCUGUGGGCGAGAUGUCUGAGCGGCACAUGCCACACCCUGUACUUCAUGAUCCUGCCCAGCAUGCUGUCGCUGAACGUCGGCAAGGAGAAAGCCAUCUUGCAGCAAGCCUACGAGUUGCUGGUCCGAGCCAUGCACCAGAGACUGGCCUGUGAUGAAGUUUGCUAUCGGCUGAUGAUGCAGCUCUGCGGCGAGCAUUCUAGGCCGUUGUUGGCUGUCAAGUUACUCGUGCUAAUGAAGAAGUAUGGUAUUCAGCCCAACGCUCUUACAUAUGGAUUAUAUAAUCGUUGUGUUUUGGAAGCUGAGUGGCCAGCUUAUUCAGGUUCAAGCCAGUUGCUUUGGAACAAACUGAGAAAUGUUGUCAUAGGUGCCGCUCAUUUUAGAUUUGCCGCAAAACGCAAAGCGGUUAGAAGAAUGUCUGCUUCUACAGAAGGAGGUUCAAGUUUGUUGGACCAUACAGACAGAGCGGCCUCUCGCUCUUCGCUCGAUUCACACGAGGCCAUCAAAGAAGACAACAGCCUCCUGGACAAGUUCCGCAAGGUGGCAAGUAUCGUGAAAGGAAGCCUGAAUAAUCUAGAACAAUCGGUGCCUGAUACAGGAGUUAACCAUGAAAAUGAGAUCAAUAGCGAGGAAAAAUGUAGCGAAAAAGAGGAAGAGAAGUUAGCGAAUAAUUAUAUAUCCCCUGACAGCCCCUCAGAGAGUAGGCUGCUCUCUAGAUCGGAAAGUGCAGGGGAUGCGAAUAUUAUUGAUAAGUUGCAGAAUAACACCAAGAAGGCUUGUUCGAGGGCGUUGCAGUUCAACGGUAACGAAGGGAAAUUUGUCGAAAGUGGAAAGAAUUCCCCAGCGAAAGCAUCGCCUAGAGAAAUAGUCACAGAAAAUGACCCCCUAGGGGCCUUUGAGCAGCCUCCUCCAGAAACGGUCGUAGCGCCACCACCGGUACACGUUUACUCUUCCCCAACAACAAACUCAGCAAUCAUGGACGAACCGAUACUAUUCAGGUCGUCCGUGCACCGUUCUGCCACUUUCGAGGGCAGUCCUCCUGCUCAGAGCAAGAUCCAUCGAUCGGAGACCGUGCCCGCGGCUACAGUAGCUUCUAGCCUGGCCAGUCUCAGUUCCAGCUUCAAGAUCGGUUUCAGCCGCUAUACACCGUCACGCCUCUCCCUCCGUAAAGCCGACCUCAAGGUCCCCCAGCAGUUCAUUGAGAACGCCCUCACCAACUUCAGUCCAAGUAGCUUAACUAGUAAAAAAUCCAACGAACUAAUACAAGGUGGUCUCAGCUCGAUCAAGUCUGCGGCCACCUCCAUGGUUAAGAAAAUGGAGGAGAUCAAGGAAGCCAUCUCGACGUCCUCGAAUUCCACGCCCGUAAAGGUGCUCACAGGUGACAGAUUGGCGACAGGGGAUGCCCAGGAAGAGUGCGACUCGAACGAUGGGAGCGAAGGUGGUGAACGUCACAGGAGGGUAUCCACCGAGACUGGAAGUUACAGGGGUAGCUGCACGAAUUUGAAGGAUUACGAUGAGCCAUUGCCUGAAAGUCUGUUUCCGACACCGAGGGAGGAGAAACACGAGACCGAGUUAGAUAUAACCCUAAUCACAUGCUCUCAGUGCCACAACUGCUCCUCCCUACUAUACGACGAAGACAUCAUGGCCAACUGGUCUGCCGAGGAUUCCAACCUGAACACCCUGUGCCAGUCAUGCAACAAACCGACUGUGCCUCUCCUAACUGUCUUGAUAGGCGGCAAGAGCAUCAAACUGUGCGAUCCUUUCAGCGUCCCAUACCUAAACCCGCUCGUCCUAAGAAAAGAACUGGAGAACAUUCUCGCUCAGGAAGGGGAUCUGUGCCUCUCGGAUGCCAAGUUUGUUGAUGACCAUCCCAUUAUCUACUGGAACUUGAUUUGGGCCUUCGAAAGAAUCAACACUCAGACUCACCUGCCUAAUUUGUACCUAAAGAAGAGGACGGAUACCGAAAACACCAUGAAUGGUAGCAAGAAGAGUGAAGAAAGCGAAACGAUGAGUUUAGCCGGUGACAACAAUUUAGGUUUGAUGAAACCAGUGGAAGAGGGAACGGAUCCGCUAACACAGGAGUUAGCAGCCUUAGAACAAAUGGCUGCUCAAGUCAGCCUGAGAUGUUUGUGGGAUGAUCCGCAUCUUCAUUCAGAAAGUGCCCCAAUGUAUGUUCUGUGGCAGCUUAGGGAUACAUCACAGAAAAUUGCUGGAAACAAAAAUGCCAUAACAAAAUCGUUUAUGCAACAAAUCAUAAACUACAUCCGCGUCAACGACCUGGUCGAACCAGUCAAAAUACUGUCUGAGGAACGGCAGUCUGCAAGCAACGCGUCCAAUUCCAUAUACCGGGACAUCUUGUUCCUUGCCUGUAAGGCCCUAGGGAGAGCCCAGAUAGACAUCAACACCUUCGACAAGGAAUACACGAACGCCUACUCCCGAGUCGCGGAGAGGCAGAACAAGCUCGGUCCUCAAGACAAGCCCAUCAACUUGAGUUCCCUCUACUGCAGACAGUAUUUCCGGCCAUUAAUAUUACCCUAAGUCUUGGUUUGUGAAAUUCUUCGGAUUAGUUAUGGACUUUCCACUGUUUUCCCCGACUUUGUUAUGAAUCGGUUGGUGCACUGCUUCGUUAUUUGUACAUUAAUUUAUGAUAGCAAUUUUCAUUUACUGUAUACAUUAUUAUUUACAUAUGUAUAUUGGUAGUGUAAAAUAAAUCUGUUAAUUCUUCA
Messenger RNA from Anoplophora glabripennis (Asian longhorned beetle), 5433 nucleotides. RefSeq names its product DENN domain-containing protein 4C (gene Crag). The record is from RefSeq and is a predicted model, not a curated record. NCBI's taxonomy places the organism in Eukaryota, Metazoa, Arthropoda, Insecta, Coleoptera, Cerambycidae. The transcript has 17 exons. Gene Ontology annotation, biological process: regulation of Rab protein signal transduction. The coding region runs from base 500 to 5245 and encodes 1581 amino acids. Gene Ontology annotation, molecular function: protein binding. Gene Ontology annotation, cellular component: cytoplasmic vesicle.